CGUGGUGGAGCAUCUACACGUGGAAAGAGGGCUACAGCUCAGCCAACAUUCAAAGGUCGACGGAGCAAGGAGGAGCGAGAGCAGCGAGUCCAGGCAGAUCUAGCUCGAGAUCGCCAGAGGAUGAAAGAGCGCGAGGCCGAAGCCAAAAAGGCAGGCGCGCAGCCGAAGAAAGAGAAGGAAAAGGAGGGGAGAAGGAAUGCCAAUGCCCACGGACGAGGCGGUGGUUUCACGGGUGCAGAUCUGGACAGCCCAUUCUCGUGGAGUGCCCGCAAGAAAGCAUCCGGAAAUCAAGCCGCACGUUUCGCAUCAGGCUUCGGCUCAGGUUUAGGCUCAGGAUUCGGAUCUGGACCAGGAGCGACUCGAGUCAAGCGCGAGCCCAACAACGAUGGAGGUUACAUGUCACUUGGGAUUCCGGUCAAGAAGGAGGAUGGUGGCUACGUGUCGUCUGGUGAGGAAGACGACGUCAAAUACCCGAGAAAGGAUAUCGAUACCAUCCAGAUAUCAUCCGAUGAGGAUGAGGUCAGUCAAUCAGUAACCAAAGGCAAUAAAGGAAAGGGCACUGCUCCGCAGCUACUCAUGCCCGUCCGCGUCAACAGGAAAGAGCACCACGACCGCGUCGUUGGAAUCAAUACGGAGGCCAGCUCUGCUACGUCUACGAAGUCGCUGCAACAAGUUGAAGCACCGGGAGAAUCGCGCCAGGCAGAGACCGCUGAGUCUGUUUCGCGGAAAGGAAAGGGAAAGAUGAAAGAUGUUGAAAUCACAGACGUUCGAAGGCCAUAUAAGGGAAUGUGGCAAGAUGCGGAUGAGCCACAUAUAUCCGUCAAGACAGAGACAAUUAGCGAUGAGGAGAACAGCCCCGAGGCAGUAGAUGUUCGUACAGGAACUUCAGUUAAAGCAGCGGAAAGGCAGUCGCGCACUUCACCAUCAGUGGAGAGAAGACCCCAAGCUAAGGGCAGCAUUGCUGGAGAACUCGUCCAUCAAACAGACGAGGACCGGGCAGAGUGGGAGCGUGGCCAAGCUAAGCGGCGCUACAUGCUACUCGAGCUUGGUCCAGGAGAGGUACCAGCACCUAAAGGUAAAGAAGACAAUGGCCAGACGCCACGAACAGUGCGGGAUGACCAUCCCUACCUUUUCCAGUUCCCACGGGGUAUUCCAGAGCUGCUGCUCCCGAAGAUCAAAGCAGAGCCAUUCGAUUCCAGCGACCAUGGAGCCAAGACAUCGACCAGCACUGAGCAGACGGUCGGCAAAUCGGAAGACACAUCCUCUGGCUCUGCGCUUACAAGCCCGAAAUAUCCCAGUGCUGGCGGAUACGUUGGAAAGCUGCGCGUUCGUAAAUCAGGCAUUGGGGAGUUGGACUGGGGCGGAUUCCCCUUAGACGUGUCGCCUGCGCUGAAGGUACAUUAUCACCAAGAGGUCGUCAGGCUCAACAUUACCCCCGAGCAAGAGCGUGUGGUGGAGGAAGAUGGAGGAGAAGCGCAUUCAUUGGGGCGCCUGAAAGGCAAGUACGUCGUCAAGCUGAAUUUGGAUGAGCUCCUGGGCUAG
This is a messenger RNA of Lindgomyces ingoldianus, 1542 nucleotides long. RefSeq lists its product as uncharacterized. The annotation marks the transcript as partial. NCBI's taxonomy places the organism in Eukaryota, Fungi, Ascomycota, Dothideomycetes, Pleosporales, Lindgomycetaceae. The record is from RefSeq and is a predicted model, not a curated record. Gene Ontology annotation, biological process: transcription by RNA polymerase III. Gene Ontology annotation, molecular function: DNA binding. Gene Ontology annotation, cellular component: RNA polymerase III complex. The transcript is spliced from 2 exons.